Messenger RNA from Maylandia zebra (zebra mbuna), 2332 nucleotides. RefSeq names its product potassium inwardly rectifying channel subfamily J member 6 (gene kcnj6). The record is from RefSeq and is a predicted model, not a curated record. Gene Ontology annotation, cellular component: plasma membrane. Gene Ontology annotation, biological process: regulation of monoatomic ion transmembrane transport; potassium ion import across plasma membrane. Gene Ontology annotation, molecular function: G-protein activated inward rectifier potassium channel activity. NCBI's taxonomy places the organism in Eukaryota, Metazoa, Chordata, Actinopteri, Cichliformes, Cichlidae.
CUCUCUCUCCCUAUGUCUCUCUCCCAGCUGAGAGGGGUGGAGGCUGACGGCCGAUGGUUUUUAAACGGAUAGGGGAUGGAGGAAAGGGGGAAUUAGUGGCUCCUCUUCACUCGGUCUUCGCAACAGCGUCCCGGUAAUCAGAGACCAGCAGCCUCAGCGGAGAUUUUUCAUGGGAACGAAACGGCUUAAAAUGAGCCGGAGAGUGAUCGCUGAUCUGCUGCACAAGGCUUGAAUCCACCGAGAAACCCCAUGGAGCAGGAUGUGGAGAGCCCAGUAAUCAGAAAGCCCAAGUUGCCAAAGCAGGCCAGGGAGGACCUGCCUAAACACCUGGCAGAAAUCGACCGGGUGAAAAAGAUUCAGCGGUAUGUCCAGAAAGAUGGGAAGUGCAACGUCCAUCACGGAAACGUCCGAGAGACAUACCGCUAUCUGACAGACAUUUUUACCACACUGGUAGAUCUCAAGUGGAGGUUUAACCUCUUCAUCUUUGUGUUGGUGUACACGGUGACAUGGCUCUUCUUUGGCUUCAUGUGGUGGCUUAUUGCCUACCUCCGGGGUGAUCUGGACCAUAUAGCAGACAACCAGUGGACUCCGUGUGUCAAUAACCUCAACGGGUUUGUAUCAGCGUUUCUGUUCUCCAUUGAAACAGAGACCACCAUUGGUUAUGGAUACAGAGUGAUCACGGACAAAUGCCCCGAGGGAAUAGUGCUGCUUUUAGUUCAGUCAGUGCUGGGAUCUAUCGUGAAUGCCUUCAUGGUGGGUUGCAUGUUUGUUAAGAUCUCACAGCCCAAGAAACGGGCUGAGACACUAGUGUUUUCCACCAAUGCGGUCAUCUCCAUGAGAGAUGGUCGGCUGUGCCUGAUGUUCAGAGUUGGAGACCUCCGAAACUCGCACAUCGUCGAGGCUUCAAUCAGGGCCAAGCUUAUCAAGUCUAAGCAGACCAAGGAGGGGGAGUUCAUCCCUUUGAACCAGACAGAUAUAAACGUGGGUUACAACACAGGAGAUGACAGGCUCUUCCUGGUAUCGCCACUCAUCAUCUGCCAUGAGAUCAAUCAAAACAGCCCCUUCUGGGAUAUCUCACAGGCCCACCUGUCCAAGGAGGAGCUGGAAAUUGUUGUGAUCCUCGAGGGGAUGGUGGAGGCCACAGGUAUGACCUGCCAGGCAAGGAGCUCCUACGUCAGCAGUGAGAUCAAGUGGGGCUACCGCUUCACGCCCGUCCUGACGCUGGAGGACGGCUUCUACGAGGUGGACUACAACAGCUUCCACGACAUCUACGAAACUGACACACCCACCUGCAGUGCCAAAGAGCUCGCUGAUAUGGCCAACCGCGCCCGCUUGCCCCUAACUUGGUCGCUGGCUAGCAAGCUGAGCCAGCAGGGGCUGCCAGAGUCUGAACAGGAGGGUCAGGAGACCAAAACCAACCUGGACGAGCAGGGGAAGAGUGAGAAGACCGAGAGGAACGGGGACAUUGCCAAUUUAGAGAGUGAGUCCAAAGUGUAGCGAGCGUGGCAAGAGGCAAGCGUGAAGUCGAAACGAGAUUAAUGGACUGUACUGUUGGUCUCCCGCUGAGGAAGGCCACCCAUUGAGGACCAAUGAGCACAGUAGACCAAGUACCCCUGCACCACGAACUGCUUUUUUCUCAGUGAUUUACAUUUACCCCAAAAACGAGAAAACACGUAGACAUGUGGCCCACCGCUGGAGUGAAAACCCCCUGCGGCAAGUGCAUGUUUCAAAUAUAAUGUGAUGUCCUCCUGACAAGAUUCCUAUUAUUUUUUCUAUUAAGAUAUUCCUAGGGGCAUUUGCUAAGUAUUUUUGUAUAUAUUACAAAAUGUUUUAAAUUCUUUGUUUUGUUGCAGUAUUUGACACAUGUUUGAUACUACUUCCUUUAGGUUAGUUCUGUAUAUAUUCUCUGCCUUACUGUAUGUAUAAAGCUUUCAUUAUUUGUUUUUCAGGAAUAUAUAAGCAUGUAUAAACAUUAACUGCAGUUGAUUUAUCUUGUAUUCUGUAUAUACUGUAUGAUGAUAUUAUUAUUAUUAUUAUUAUUAUUAUUAUUGUUAUAAGGAACACAUACAGUUCAAUGGAUGCAAACUCUAGUUUAAACCAAUGAAAGAUUCUUCCCCAAUGAUAAGUGUUCGUUUAAAGUAGUACGACACGAAGCCAUGACUUGCUGUUUACAGCUAACUGACUUCAGACAAUGGCCCUUUAAAAACUGCAUUUUGUCACUUUUGCACACUGGAGUCUUCUGAUGAAGGUUAGUGACUGUUUGAGUCUCCAGAAAUAACUCACCUGUCACCUAAAAGUAUCAAUAAAUAAACAGUAAGUUGCUUAUUAUGAA